Triticum aestivum (bread wheat) is the source of this 1237-nucleotide messenger RNA. Its product is annotated as transcription factor MYB44. NCBI's taxonomy places the organism in Eukaryota, Viridiplantae, Streptophyta, Magnoliopsida, Poales, Poaceae. Bases 156 to 1067 code for a protein of 303 amino acids. The transcript has a single exon. The record is from RefSeq and is a predicted model, not a curated record.
CGCAUGCAGCACACGAACCAACCAACGCUCUGCCCUCUCUCGCCCCGCAUCCCGUCCCCCGGCCCAACCGCACGCCCACGUACAUCCUUAUAUGCACAACCCCCGCGGCAGCCGCAGCCGAGACCGAGACCGACGCGGGAAGAGGGAAGAGCAGGAUGCCGGACGGCGGGGGCGGGUCGGACGGCGCGGGGGCGGGGGCGGGGAGGAUCAAGGGGUCGUGGAGCCCCGAGGAGGACGAGCUGCUGCGCGACGCCGUGGCGCGCCACGGGGCCAGGAACUGGACCGUCAUCAGCGCCGAGAUCCCCGGCCGGACGGGCAAGUCCUGCCGCCUGCGCUGGUGCAACCAGCUCAGCCCCGGGGUGCACCGCCGCGCCUUCACCCCCGACGAGGACCGCCUCAUCUUCGAGCUCCACAGCAAGCACGGCAACAAGUGGGCCACCAUCGCGCGCAAGCUCGUCGGCCGCACCGACAACUCCGUCAAGAACCACUGGAACUCCACGCUCCGGAAACGCCGCAGCGCGGCCGCGGGCAACGCAGCGGGCGGGCCCGUCUUCGCGCCUGCCGCUGCCAUGUCGUUCCAAUCUGUGGAUCUCACCAGGGGCGCGGAGGAGGACGACGACGACGACGACGACAGCGACGCCUCGGUGGAACCGCCCGCCAACGCCAAGCGGCCCCGCGUGGACGUCGGCGGUGCCGUCCCUCCCGCGGUGAAGGUGGACCACCAGGCGCCGCCGCCCGACCCGCCCACGUCGCUGUCACUCAGCCUGCCGGGAACCGGGGUCGGCGCCGUCACCCCGCCGGCUCCCCCGGCGCCAGUGCCGGCGCCAGCGCCGGUGAAGGAGGCGUGGAUGGAGAGCGCGAGGGCGAUGCUGGAGCAGAACCCGUGGUUCAUGGAGGCGAUGAAGCGGAUGGUCGAAGAUGAGGUGCGGCGGCAAAUGGGCAGUGUGUGCUCCAUCAUGGCGUCCCUGGGCAGAGCCGGCGCGGCGGCGGCCACCCUGCCGACGGCCAGGGCCGAUCGAGCAGAAACGCACCCGGCAGGCGGUCGAAACCGACGGACGGACGGGUAGACGAGACGCCAAGCAUCUGCAUUGCAAGUUCCAUUCAACUCCUUGUUGUUGCUCGUCGAUCUCAUUCAUGUCCGUCUCCAUUUCCAUUCCCUACUAGUAGAAUCUAGCUAGCUUUUUUUGUUGAUUCACCUUAGAGAUUACUCCUGCAAGAGAAACAGAAGCAUUUCGGA